This is a messenger RNA of Glossina fuscipes, 1852 nucleotides long. RefSeq lists its product as uncharacterized. Lineage: Eukaryota; Metazoa; Arthropoda; Insecta; Diptera; Glossinidae. The transcript has 3 exons. Bases 1435 to 1704 code for a protein of 89 amino acids. The record is from RefSeq and is a predicted model, not a curated record.
CACAUAUAUGUACCAUAGUAUAUUUCUAAAAUUAAUAUAAAUUCUAAUAAGAAAAAAAUCCCUUUUUCUGCUUUGUAAGACUCUGUAUAUUAAAACAUACCGUGCCAUAUAUAAUUAUGGUGCAUGAUUGCAUUCGUUCUGUCCAUGUGCGAAUAUCUUCCUGUUUUCUCCCUGGGUUGCUCUUAUUCCAUUAAUCAAAUUAAAAGCCAUUAAAACGAAACUGAAAUUGAAACUGUUAAAUGCUAUAUUGAAUUACUUCCAUACAUUAAGUAUACAGUGAAAUAUUUUUAUUUAUUUUUGUCCGUCCGUUCGUCCGUCCAUCCGUCUGUUGGUUCGUUCAUCUCUCGUUGCGUUUUUGUUGAUUUUGUAAAUCUCCAAACUUCAGCUAACCGCAUGAAAGUGGAUUUUUUUGUUUUUUUUUUUUUCUUUGCUUUCGCAAAUUAAACCUAAUAACGCCCCCUGAGGAGAAUUGAAACAAUUUUGUGUUAUUAAUCCUCUUAUUUUUUCCCCUCUGUUGCAUUACAUUUAUUUUGCAAUGUACGAGACAUUUCUUCUUUUUUUUUUUUUUUUUUUUUUUUUUUCAUUUUUUCAACUUUAAAUAUAUAGCUCAUCUCUGUAUUUAUAUAUUCAGGAACAUCAGUUGUGGCCAGUAAAACAAAAGCAAACAAACAAACUAAACCAAAACCAAACCAAACCAUAGCAAACGAAAACCUAACCGAAACUUUCAAUGUCUUUCUAUGCCACUAUGUUUGAUUUAAAACUCUUGCAACUACUUUAAAACGUGCGCAGUUUGCCUUUUCGCUCGCUUACAAUCGUACACAAACAAACACACACACAUACACAUCACAUUCGUAACAAAUAUGCUUCCGGGGAAAGGUAUGGUAUGCACAUGCAUACAAUAUAUUGUAUAUACGACAGAAUGCACAUUAAAUGUAAUGUAAACUGUCUCCUCUUUCCAGCAAUUGUCUUGUAAAACAUUUAUUACUGAUCAUUUGAUCGGUUGUGUCGGUUUGGUGUUGGACAGUUUAAAUUGUGCUUUAAUUGUUUUUAAUUCCUGUUCAUUUCGUAUCUUGCUACUAAAUAUGUGUAUAUGUAGGUACGAGUGAUUGUUUACGUGCAUGCACACAUAUAUAUAUAUAUAUAUAUAUUUAUCGCAUUUUGUGCACAUAUACGUCUGUGUAAACACAUUAUAUGGUAUAAAUGCUGUCAUUUCUUUAAAUAAAAUGAAGAAAAGUAUAUUCGCCUCGGGCUGCAUUAAGGAUACGCGCAACUUGAAGCGUUUAAUUAAAAAUGAAAACAAAAAAAAAAAAACAUAUGGCGAAUUUAAGGCGUGUCAACUAAGCGAUCAAUUCCUGGGUGGCACUGCAAACUUUCCAUAAUUAAUUUCGAAAACUAACAGAAAUCGCAAAAGACAGUUUGUUGCCCGCCGCGGAUAUGAUUUGCCGUCUGGCUACACUGAUAAUGUUUGCCUUAAAUUUGCUGAAACGUGGACCUAGAAUAUAUCAGACAAACUAUAUGAAUACACGUAACAAUCAGUUUAAGGCCAAGUUCAAGGACGGCGGCGAAUGGCCGACAUUCAAUGAUUGCCCGGUACCCUCUGGUUCGUGGAAAAAAGAUUACGAUAGUCAUCAAAAGCUUUAUAACGGUGUAUUAAUAAGUGGCUUGUUAGCUUCGAUUGGUGCCGCAGUUCUUGUAAGCUUUUAAGCGUAUUCGAACUUAAAACUUGAAAGGGAAUUUAAAUAAGAUUUUCGAUCUCACUUUCAGAUGGGGGUGUGCGUCAAUUUCAAUUUCAUUAUGCCUGAAUAUCCUUAUAAAGAAGAAAAAGACGAGGAAGAAGGUGGCGGUGAAGGAG